AUGCAGACACUGUACUUUGUUGUGCCAUGUGUUAUCCUUUUGUUUCUUUUGAUCUUUCCAAAUGGCUUUUGUAUUGCUGAUACCAACAUGAAAUCAGGUUCUCAAUGCUCAGAAGCUGGUUAUUCUAACAAUGAUGGCACAUUCCAAACCAAUCUGAGAAGUUUGUUGGAUUCACUUGCAUCUAAUGUGGUGGAACACCAUGGUUUUUACCAAAACGUUGUAGGAAAAAAAGGCAACAGGGUUUAUGGUACAGUGUUAUGUAGAGGGGACAUAUCUGCUACCAAUUGUUCUGAUUGCACCCUUAAUUCCACCAGAGUAGCCUCAGAUGAUUGUCCUAUGAGCACAGAUGCUACAGUUUGGUUUAGAUGGUGUUUCGUACGGUAUUCAAAUGAGAGCUUCUUUGGAGUUAUGCAACAAACAGCUGUGGCAAUCACAAAUGAAACUGAUUUUGAUGACCCUUCUGUGGUCUCAGAAGGGCUUCCCUUCAUGAGUGGACUGGCAGCUGAGGCUCCAGACAAGUCAUUCAUGUUCCAUACAGCAGUACUGAACACAAGUCAAAGUGGGAAGAAGAGGUAUGGCAUGGCUCAAUGCACCAGAGAUAUCAGCAGGGAGGACUGCAGAAGGUGCUUGGAUGCUCAGUUGGUAACUUUCAGAACUGUCAUUGGAAACAAAAGAAGAUGGGAAAUUUAUGGAUCUAAUUGCUUUAUGUGGUACAAUGACUAUCAGUUUUAUUCUAAUGGCUCUACACUUCUAAGUGCUGCUUGGAGGUCCUCUUGCACAACAUUAAUAAUUGGCUUGACUCUUGCUGUCUCGGCUGCACUUUUCAUGUUUUUUUAG
Molecule: messenger RNA, 837 nt
Organism: Sphenostylis stenocarpa
Lineage: Eukaryota; Viridiplantae; Streptophyta; Magnoliopsida; Fabales; Fabaceae
Source: the annotation of a GenBank genome assembly